AGCAUCCUUGUAAUGCUGUGUAGGCAGGGGUUGCUCAAUAGAAUCACUCUUUUUACCCACAGAGGUGAAGUAUGGUGCUUUUUAUUUGAGAAAUGAUUAAUUAAUGCUCACUUAAUGCCUCACUUAAAAUCCUUAAUGCUUUGUUUUUGUUUCCAUCUUACAGAUUUCAUUGUGUUAUGUGAAUGUUGCUCACUGAGUAGGUGCAGAACAAAGUCCAUGUGCUAAUAUGAGGGAAAGCCCUGUCUAUAGGAUCCUCUUUGCAAGCUCAGUUCUUAACCUGACAGAACUGGCUGCCCUUCGGCCUGACCUUGGGAAAUUGAAAAAGAUUCUAUACUUCCAUGAGAACCAAUUGGUAUAUCCUGUCAAGAAAUAUCAGGAGAGGGAUUUUCAAUAUGGAUACAACCAAAUUCUUUCAUGCUUGGUGGCUGAUGUGGUGGUGUUCAACUCAGUUUUUAAUAUGGAGUCAUUUCUCACUUCUAUUGGAACAUUUAUGAAGCUGAUUCCUGAUCAUAGACCUAAGGAUCUGGAAAGUAUCAUCAGACAGUGCCAAGUUAUUUACUUUCCCAUUAGGUUUCCUGAUGUGAGCAGGUUAGUGUGUUUGACUCUGUUUUCAAUAUUGUGUUACAGAUUACUUCUCUAAUGUAGAGAAAUUGGUGUUCUUUUUGCCAGCUUUAACUUUUCACAAUAAGUUUGGUUGAGUAGAGAAUUGAGUUGUAUGUCUCCAUACAUGAUUUAUAAAGAUUUUAAAUAAUCAGGUAUCUAACUUAUUAC
Molecule: messenger RNA, 771 nt
Organism: Castor canadensis (American beaver)
Lineage: Eukaryota; Metazoa; Chordata; Mammalia; Rodentia; Castoridae
Source: RefSeq, a predicted model, not a curated record